Molecule: messenger RNA, 1332 nt
Organism: Acanthosepion pharaonis
Lineage: Eukaryota; Metazoa; Mollusca; Cephalopoda; Sepiida; Sepiidae
Source: the annotation of a GenBank genome assembly
AUGGCACGUGGAACUAGAACAGUCUACCCCAGCGAGCGAAAUAAAGGGUUCAGUACGACAUUACAACCACCUGAAGAAGGCCGGAGCGUACAACGACCGAAACGUUGUGAUAAAUAUGGCAGCAGAGAUGAGGAUGAUAAUUUCCAUCCUAUUCACCAUCAUCUUCUUCUUCCCAUUAUUAUUAUUAUUAUUAUUAUUCCCCUCUGCCUUUUCCUUCUUCUUUAUCCUCAUCUUCUUCAUUUUUUCUCCAUCCUAUUCACCAUCUUCUUCUUCCCAUUAUUAUUAUUAAACCAAUUAUUAUUAUUAUUAUUAUUCCCCCAGAAUCUUUUCCUUCUUCUUUAUCCUCAUCUUCUUCAUUUUCUAAAACUCCAUCCUAUUCACCAUCAUCUUCUUCUUCCCAUUAUUAUUAUUAUUAUUAUUAAAGUCCUCUGCCUUUUCCUUCUUCUUUAUCCUCAUCUUCUUCAUUUGAAAAAAGUGAAUCCUAUUCAAAAUCAUCUUCUUCUUCCCAUUAUUAUUAUUAUUAUUAUUAUUAUUAUUAUUAUUAUUAUUCACCUCUGCCUUUUCCUUCUUCUUUAUCCUCAUCUUCUUCAUUUUCUACUUCUCCAUCCUAUUCACCAUCAUCUUCUUCUUCCCAUUAUUAUUAUUAUUAUUAUUAUUCACCUCUGCCUUUUCCUUUUUCUUUAUCCUCAUCUUCUUCAUUUUCUACUUCUCCCUCAUCUUAGUUCUACUCUUCCUUUCUUUAUUUCUUUCUUUCUUUCUUUCUUUCUUUCUUUCAUUCAUUCAUUUAUUCUUUUCUUUUCUUUUCUUUCUUUCUUUUCAUCUUUCUUUCAAAUAGGCUUUCAUUAUUCAUUUUGGUUAUCAUUCUCUCUCUUUUUUGUUUCUCUUUCGUUCAUCUUAUUGUAUCUUUUUUUCUUCUUUUCAAAUAUAAUUUCUUUCUUUUUCCUCUUUUCUGCUAAUCCUCAUCUAAUUUUACUUUCUUUCUUUCUUUCUUUCUUUCUUUCCAUUAAAUCCUAUCCAUUUUUUCAACUUGUCUCCUAUGUUCUUUCUUUGUUUCUUUCUAUCUUUCUUUCUUUCUUUCUUUCUUUCUUUCUAUUUCCAAUGAUUCUUUCUAUCUUUCUUUCAAUUAAAUUCUCUUCAUUUUUCAACUUUAUUCAACUUGUCUCCUAUGUUCGUUCACUCGUUCUUUCUUUCUUUCUUUCUUUCUUUCUUUCUUUCUUUCUUUCUUUCUUUCCAUUAAAUCCUAUCCAUUUUUUCAACUUGUCUCCUAUGUUCUUUCUUUCUUUCUUUCUUUCUUUCUUUCUUUCUUUCUUUCUUUCUUUCUAUUCCCAGUGA